Arabidopsis thaliana (thale cress) is the source of this 405-nucleotide messenger RNA. Its product is annotated as lon protease-like protein. Gene Ontology annotation, biological process: protein catabolic process. NCBI's taxonomy places the organism in Eukaryota, Viridiplantae, Streptophyta, Magnoliopsida, Brassicales, Brassicaceae. Gene Ontology annotation, molecular function: ATP-dependent peptidase activity; ATP binding; serine-type endopeptidase activity. The record is from RefSeq and is marked reviewed. Bases 1 to 405 code for a protein of 134 amino acids. The transcript has 4 exons.
AUGUUCCAUCAUCCGUCGUGUGUACCUUCAGCUACCCUCCAAAUCUUCCAACAGUUUAGGGAAAGGAUUAAGCCUAAUAAGCUAAAAAUCCCAAAACGUGUAUUGCAAGUUAUUGAUGAAGAGCUUACGAAACUGGAGGUUUUUAAGACCGGUAACGACUUUACUAUCGCUCGCAACUACCUUGAGUGGUUGACCGUAUUCCCCUGGGGAAAUUACAGUGGUGAGAAUUGUGAUGUCAUGACUGCAGAAAAGAUUCUUGACGAGGAUCAUUAUGGCUUAUCUAAUAUAAUUUGUCUUGCGGGUCCUCCCGGGGUUGGUAAGACUAGCAUUGCUCAUUCUAUUGCGCGUGCUCUUCACCGUAAUUUCUUUCAAUUCUCUGUUGGAGGGCUAUCUACUGCUGGCUAA